Messenger RNA from Tribolium madens (black flour beetle), 4543 nucleotides. RefSeq lists its product as uncharacterized. Bases 84 to 4475 code for a protein of 1463 amino acids. The transcript has 10 exons. NCBI's taxonomy places the organism in Eukaryota, Metazoa, Arthropoda, Insecta, Coleoptera, Tenebrionidae. The record is from RefSeq and is a predicted model, not a curated record.
GCGGGUCAGUCUCGAGCGUCCAGACGCCGAAAACGCGUCCGAUCAUGUAGCUCCCAGCGAAAUCAAAGUGAUUGUGAGUGAACAUGAGUGAUAACAUUCCACCAACGACUUUACCUCGCAAAAGGUCUCGUCGAAAGUACGACAAGACGAAGCUCCCCACACCCCCGCCCGACCCCACUGAGAAAGAAUCGGAAAGAGAUGACUUCUUGGCCUACCUUGACAGCCUCCAAAAAGCCAAUUUAUACUCCCGCUCCACGUCCACUUUCGCCCCCAUCAUGGUGACCGAAGACGCUUUCGACCACCUGGAGAAACUCUACAAGCUCAUGGAGCAAAUGCUGGAACUCCGUGAGCAAAACGCGCGUCUCCACCGCCGUAUCCGCGACCUAGAGCACCUGAACAACUUGGAGAAGAUGCGCAAGGAGUUGGACGUCCGCGACGACUGCCCCGAGUUGGACAAAGACACCGCUUUCGCCGAAACCAUCCUAGAGUCGAUCCUCUCGGAGACGAAGAGUCCCAAGCAGAAGAUUUCCGCCCCUUCGAGACUAAGACAGUCGAUUUCGAGGAAAGGGAGGAACAGGAGCGGCUCGGUGACGGUGACGGGUCUGGAGCCGGAAGUGAGGAGUGAUAGGAGGGCAUCGACGUGUGUGGACAGUAGGGCAAAGCCGGCGAAAGUGUCGAAAUGGACGAAAGUGAAGGCGGCGUUUAAGUGGGAGAAAGCCGCCCCCAAUGUGAGUGAUGCCAAGUCGCAGGAUAGUGGGAUUGGGGGGAUGGCGCCGGUGGAGGUGGCGAGGUAUCUGAGGGUGCCGUCGUGUGAUGACCAUGGACAUAGUCCGGUGGACUCGGGUGCGGCGGAAGUGAGCACGCCGGCGAGUCUCUCCACGGCUUCCUCCACGGAGGAUUUCCAUAGACAUGAUCAGCGAAGUCCAUGCGAAGAUUUUCGAAGUUCAGAUGAUGAACAUUCACAUAAUUACAUUCCACAUUCCAAGGAAGGAUCCCAAAAAUCACACAAAUGCCACAAAACACCAUGGGCAAAAAUGAAAGAUAUUAUACAGACGAGGAACAGUUUUAAAAAGAAGCACAGGUUGAGUGCACACAGCGAUGACAUACAAAUUGACGUUGAGUUAUGUAGCGACAAUGAAGAUAAUGUUUUUGAAGAUGAAGAUAAAAAGUCGCCCAAAAUCUACAAAAGGUUGGUCUCGAAUGACCUUCCACCCGAAAUUGUGGCCAGAUACCAACAAGCAAUUGCCGAAGAUUCUGACUCGAAGAAAGUUUCCAAGUGGACUAGAGUGAAGAAAGCCUUCUUGCCACCACAUGACAAUCCCCAAAACUCAAAGGAAGACACAGUUGAAGACGAAAUUCAAAGAAAUUACAAGCAAUUACAGAAGAAACUUAGCCUCGAAUUUCAAGAAAAACUCACAGAGUGGGAAAGAAUGAAGCAAAGCUCACCCGGAAUAACCAACCCUUCUUCAUCUUGUGGUUACGUUGAUGAACCCAAAGAUUCGGCUUUUAUGAAGAAAAUGGAAGAAUGGCAAAAAAUCAAGUCCCAACCGUCUGUCAAAAGAAGCAUUCAAAUGACCAGUGAAGAGAAUCUUCCUCCUGAGUUUCGCAAAAAGUUGCAGGAGUGGGAAAAAAUCCGGAAACUUUCGGGAAAAGAAAGCCCAAAAAAGAAACUAUCAGAAGUACCAAGAUGGAAGUCACUCAGUGCCCCUAAAAGCGAAACUUCCCCCACUAUUGAGUAUCCACCCUUGUCGGAAGAUUUCAGGAAGAAACUAGAAGAGUGGAAACAAAUCAAAUCGGGGGCCACGACCGAAUUCAAGUCAAGUCCGAAAUUAAACCGGAAGGAAUCCUCACCCAAACACAGCAAAAAACACAAAGAACCCCACGAUAAAGAAUUGCAAUGGUUUGAAAAAGAGUUGGGAAAAAUCGAAAAAGAGAAACAACGAUUGGAACGCGAAAGACAGAAGUUUUUAGAACGGGAAGAAAGUUUGUCAAAACUGCGAAGCUCGGUUCUUGGAGGUUUGAAAAAGGAAGUUUUGAUUCAUACCCCUUCUGGGUUUUACCGAUUUGAGGGAAUUUCCCGGAAAUUUACCCAAAAAUUGUACGAAUGGGAGAAAGCACAAGGCAUUGGACCCGAAUCUUCAACUUUUGCUCUUUUAAACUCUUCACUGAAUCGGAAAACAAGCCCUAAACACAAAACUCCAGACAGGACUCCUCCUCUAGUCCGGUCAAAAUCCGCCGAUAGUAUCGCAAUCACUUGCCCUUUGAUGAGUCACCAACCGUCAAGUCUGUCAUUAAACGAUGUGGAGGAAUUGGAGAAAGAAGUUCUCGCUGAGUCCAAAUCUUCAUCUAUUCAGUUUAUCGAAGAUGAACCGGAAGCUCUGAUUGUCGAAGUUGAAGAUAUAGUUGAAGAAACAGCGGCACCUUUGCCGACGUACUCCCAAAGAAUCCAACAACCGGUCUAUCAGAGAGAAGAAUUGAAGACCAUGUGUGAGGGUGAAACUUGUGCCGCCCCUAAAGUACGCCGUAGCGAGUCAGCAAAGGCCCAAAACAAUUACAAUUUGAUUGAAGAAAUUUUCAGUAUUUUGAAGAAUCUCAUUGAGAACGAGUUGGAAAUACAGAGAACUCAGGAAGUAAUGAGUGAGCAAGCUAUGAAAGUUAAUUCUGAUUUGAUUCGCCUGAAGAUGUUUGAUGAAUCACAAAAAGCCAUGUCAAAUCGACUCAAUGACAAGAUCCUGCAUUUGCAAGAAGCAAAUUCGAGUGUCUUUGCUGGUAUUACAAGUGAUGAGUCAGAAAUGAAACAAGUUGUUGACACUUUGGAAACCGUCCAAGACUUAUCAUCGGAAAUUAAUCAAUUGACCGAACGACUCGAUAUUGAGUUAAACAACAGAAAUGUUUAUGAAGCGUUCCGAGAUUGUGGUGCUAGGUCUUUAAACCCAAUCAUAGAAACUGCUAAAGAUAUAAACAGUAAAAUGUUGGAACUGAGAAGACGUCUCAGUUACAUUUGUGCUGCUUCAGAUUUAACAGCCCCAAGACGUAAAUUCUCAAACGGGAAGAAGAAAACAGUGAAGAAAACAACGUCCAUUGAGUCGAAUGCAGGAAGUGAGGGUCGACUGUAUGUAAAAUCAGACACUUGUAAUACUCAGAGUCAAGGUGCUAUCAAAAAAAGGAUACGUUACAGGCAAAAAAGUCAACAAAAUCGAAAUUUUACAGACACCGACGAUGAAGAAGAAGAAAUGCAAAAGAACACUCAUAAAAAAUUAACCCGGACUAGAUCUGUUUCUGAAAGUAGUACAACAAUGAAUAAAGAGCAAAGUGACGAAAAAGACGCUGUUGUGGUAGAUGAAAGCAUAAUUCAGAAAGUUGUAGUUCCGACCCAAACCAACUUCUUAAAUAUUUCAUCUUUAAACGAAGAAACAAAACCCUCAGAUUCCCCAGUAACAGUUUUUGUGAAAACAACUCGGAAAUUAUUCACUCCUUUGGUGGAAAGUGGACUUAGCCGAGAAUUUGAUGAAGCACCACCGGAAGCGAAAAACCAAGAUAUUUCAAGGGAACGUAGUUUGACACAGCUACCACCUCUGCCAACGUCAGUGUCUCCAGCUCCUCAGAGGAAACUCCUCAAAGACAUUUCUCCAAGUAUCAAAAUCAUGAUGGAUAAGUACAACCAAAAAAUUUCCGAAUCACCAAGUACCAAAUCGGGGAAGAGUAGUGGUUCUGCGUCCCCUGUUGCUUGGCGUUCGCCGAUAGCCGAACGCCGAGUCAAGGCUCAAACAGAACGGUACCAAGAAGAAUUAAAGAAAGCUUCACCAGUGCAAAAAUCUGCCAGUGCUAGUUUUCUUCACAGGCAAGUAACCAUGCCAAAAAGUGCGUCUUCUUGCAUUUCCAAGUCUUCAAGUGUUGCAACGUUUGCUAGAAAUGAAGAAGUUGAUGCGAAGAGACUCUCGACUGAAUUAAGGUUGCAGAAAUUGCAGAAAGCCAAAGAGGAGUUUCUGAAUGCUGGUCCAGCUUCUACUCCUUCACAAUCAGAAGAACCGAUCAAAUUUCCGACGAGAAAUCGGCUCAGUCAGAUUAGUGUAGACAGCGAGUCGAGUUAUGAGUCGGCUUGUGGGGCUUUAAUUAAAUCAGCAAGUGCUGGAAUGAUCAAUGUUGAUGCUCUUGUUUACAAACAAAUUGAUCCUGAAAUUCACGGGGGCGGUUAUGUGUCACUUCCCAGAAACACCAACAAACAGAAGGGUCUCCUUGGAGGGAAAUUUGGAUUUUCAAAUAUUGCCUCAAAGUUUAGGAAAGUGAAAAUGAGGAGAGGGAAGGAUGCGGGAAAAAUGAACACAGUUUCGACUUUAUGUCGCCAAAGCUUGGUUGUUGAUAUUCAACCGCAAUUAGCUGAACAAAAAAAUGAAGAAGAGACUUCUCAAGAAACGUCUCCAGGUUCCUCACGGAACAACAGUUGGAUAAAAAAAACGAAAUUGUUUAAAAAAUGAUUUUGUAUUUGUACUAACUGAAGCAUUUAUUAUUAACAAUUGUGGAAAAAAUAAAAAGUUGAAACUUU